Molecule: messenger RNA, 776 nt
Organism: Pollicipes pollicipes
Lineage: Eukaryota; Metazoa; Arthropoda; Thecostraca; Pollicipedomorpha; Pollicipedidae
Product: E3 ubiquitin-protein ligase UHRF1-like
Exons: 5
Coding region: 1-657 (218 amino acids)
Biological process (GO): negative regulation of gene expression via chromosomal CpG island methylation; protein ubiquitination
Molecular function (GO): ubiquitin protein ligase activity
Source: RefSeq, a predicted model, not a curated record
AUGGUGGCAGACCCGGCUGAUUGCGCUCCGUGCCCAUACGUGGCGGUAGGCACGUGGUGGCAGACCCGGCGGGAGUGCUGCGCGGACGGCGUGCACCGGCCGACCGUGGCCGGCAUACACGCCGGCCCCGACGGCGCCUACAGCAUCGCGCUCAGCGGCGGGUACGAGGACGAUGUGGACUGGGGAGAGUGUUUUACCUACACUGGCGAGGGUGGAAGAGAUCUGAAGGGAACAACUGCGCAGCCGAAGAACCUGCGUACGGCGCCGCAGUCGCGGGACCAGCAGCUGACGCGCGGCAACCUGGCGCUGAGCCGCAACGUCGAGACACGCACGCCGGUGCGCGUGAUCCGUGGCUACAAGCUGCGCAGCCCGUACGCGCCAGAGCAGGGCUACAGAUACGACGGGCUCUACUGGGUGGAGAAGUACUGGCUGUGUUCGGGACAGUCGGGCUUCCUCGUCUACAAGUACGCCAUGAAGCGCUGCGAGGACCAGGCGCCGCCCCCUUGGAAGGAUGUUUCUGGCGACGAGGCACUGCUGUCGGACGGCGCGGCGGCGACAAAGCGCUCUGCCGACGAGGACUCGGGCGCGGAGCAGGGCGACGGACCGGCGGCGGCUCGCCCGAACGGCGCGAGCCGAGCCGACGGCGACUCGGACUGAGCUGUGUGACGACUCGGGGCCCGGCUGAGGGCGAGGGAUGCCCGCCAUCAGCGAUGUUUGCUCGAUGAUAGCGCCGGGAUAUCGUCGGUCGUCCCGGGCCUACUACGACGUUGGAAGUU